CCGCCAGGCGGAAGUAGAGGGGCAUCCGGUGAACCUGCCAGAUACUUGUGGCUCACAAUGGCGGCCUCCUUGUCCGGGAAGAAGAUCGUGUUUGUCACGGGGAACGCCAAGAAGCUGGAGGAGGUCAUUCAGAUUCUAGGAGAUAAGUUUCCAUGCACUUUGGUGGCACAGAAGAUUGACCUGCCAGAGUACCAAGGAGAGCCUGAUGAGAUUUCCAUUCGGAAGUGUCAGGAGGCAGCUCGCCAGGUGCAGGGCCCUGUACUGGUGGAGGACACCUGUCUGUGCUUCAACGCCCUUGGGGGCCUCCCUGGCCCCUACAUAAAGUGGUUUCUGGAGAAGUUAAAGCCUGAAGGUCUCCACCAGCUCCUGGCUGGGUUCCAAGACAAGUCGGCCUAUGCACUCUGCACGUUCGCGCUCAGCACUGGGGACCCCAGCGAGCCUGUGCGCCUCUUCAGGGGCCGGACCUCGCAUCCAGCACGAAUGUGAUGGAAAUGAACAAAGCAAUGAUCUCCUCCGUUGACCUGCCAGCAGGGGAUAUGCCUCAUCAGACGGGGUGAGUUGUUAGUAGCGGGGAGGCUUCCCCGAGCCUCAGCAUGGCCCCUACCUCCUGCCAUGAAGAGGACCAGGGUCCUAGGCUUUCCCCUUGGAGCAGUGAUAUGGUGGGGGCACCCCAUCUGCUCUAGGGUUAACAGGGCCUCAGAGGCUGGCAUGGAAGCUGACCCAGGCCCCUGGCUUUGGUCUCCCUCCUGCUUGUGAGUCCCAGAAGCUUAGGGAAGGCCCUGUCACCUCUUGAAGAGACUCAUGACCAGGCUGAGGUUGAAGAGGGCAUAAAGCGCGAGGAAGAAACUGUUCCACAGGCCUGUCCAUGCAUAGAAGGUACUGAAGUCCAGAUUGUAGUCAUCACAGAUGCCACGGAUCACUGCAGGCGGCGGGACAGGAGUGAGCAGUCAGGGCCAGGCUGGGACCAGGGACCUCAGGAAGCAUCUCCCCGCUGCCGCCCCCACUGCACCGUGGAUGUAGAGGGCCAGGGGUGCCGUCGUCAGCAGCACCACCAGCGGCUGCCCGGAGAAGAGUGCGUACAAGAGGCCUCCAAUGCUCUGCCCAGCUAUGGUCUUCUGUACAUCUGAGGAAGCGGGGCGGUCAGGGGGGAACCGUGGCCCUGGGCUCCACCCGGCAUGCCCCACCAGGCUCCAACCCCUCACCAAUGGCCCCGUUCGUGUUCUCAUCGUUGAGGGACCCAAAAGCGAUCGUGGGCAGGAGGCAGGCGAAGUAGAGGAACAGGGUGGUGGUGAUGUAUUUGCCCACAGCUUUGUUUUUCCCGAUAAUGCCUAGGAAUGGGAGACAGGGCAGAGGGUGUGUUGGGGACACAGGACAGGCCUGGGGCCUGAGCUAUAGGCCGAGCUCCAGGAGGGCCAUGGGCCACUUACCAUCAGUGAAGUCCAGCGGGUACACAGGGAAUCUGCGCGCGAUGUCCUCCCGGAUGCCCCUCCCCAUGGGGAGAAAGUCCUUGUGCCGUGGGGGCUGGGAAGAGGACACGCAUCCAUCAGCCCUGUGUCCCUGCCCUGUGCUGCCCGCCCAGGCCACCUCUGCCCUGCACCUGCGGGGGUCUGUGGGUGCAGAUGGAGCUCAUGCUGUAGUCCUUCGUGCUGAUGCUCGGACAGUGGCUCAUUAUGGUGAGCAGCUGUCUCUGAUGUACCAGGGCCUCCUUGAAUUCCUCCUCCGUGCGGGUCUUCAGGAGCUUUUGGCGGAAGGUGAUGUCUAAGAACAUCGUGGCAAACGUGCGUCCCACCUCCGUCGCAGUCUUGGUGCUUUUCUGGGGAUGGGGCAAGAGAAUCACAUCUGUAGCCACUGUAGAGCGAAGGGUGCCCAACCCCGGCCUGGCCAUUCACGGACAGACAUUCCCAAGCACGUGGCAGGUGCUCUCCCCAUGACCUGGGUGUAGUCCCCCAGAGUUCAAGCAUAGUGGACCCUGCCACGAUUUCCACCAGGUCAGCAGAUCACUAGAACUACCAUCAACCUAGUAUUUUUUUUUAAAUAAACUCAGGUAUUAAAUCUGUGUAA
Delphinapterus leucas (beluga whale) is the source of this 2061-nucleotide messenger RNA. The record is from RefSeq and is a predicted model, not a curated record. Lineage: Eukaryota; Metazoa; Chordata; Mammalia; Artiodactyla; Monodontidae.